Messenger RNA from Menidia menidia (Atlantic silverside), 2086 nucleotides. NCBI's taxonomy places the organism in Eukaryota, Metazoa, Chordata, Actinopteri, Atheriniformes, Atherinopsidae. The record is from the annotation of a GenBank genome assembly.
AGCAACUGAUGUGAGAGCCUUAUUGUGUGAGCUGGAGGGCACAUGAGGCAGGUUGGAGAUCUGCGUCAGAGGUAAACCAGUUGACACGGGCAUUCGGAGGCUGACAAACUGGAUCUGCAGCUCCUUUCAGUGCUGUUUGCUUCCCCCAGAUGAACAUGGCUGAGUCGCACAGAGUGACAGCUCAAGGCAGGAAGAGAUGGAGUCUCCCACCUAGAACUGAAGCGGAUCAAAGUAAGCCGAGAGCUCCCUGGUCUGGCAAAGAAGCUGAGAGGAAACUGGUGGUUCCUUUCAGAGGCCAUAUCUCAGGUGGAAUGCACCCAGGGAAGAAGAUUGUUGUGUUGGGCAUUGUAAAUUCCCGUCCUGAUCGAUUCUACGUUGCCCUGACAUGUGGCCCUGGGACAACCAAAGAACCUCCACCUAAUGUUGCACUGGAACUGUGUGUUCGAUUCAGGGAUCGACAAGUUUUGCGAAGAGCCUGCAUGUCUGGAUCCUGGGGAGAUGUUGACAGAGCUAUCCCUUACUUUCCCUUCAUCAGGGACCAGCCAUUUAAGAUUGAGAUUCACUGUGAACACAGCAGAUUUCGUGUGUUUGUGGAUGGCCAGCAGCUUUUUGACUUUCAACACAGACUAAUGUCACUCUUGGACAUUGACACAUUAUGGAUUAAAGGCAGCGUUACCAUCACCAAACUGGCGUGAAGCAAAGGUGUUCGAUGUUGAGGACUUGACACAGGUAUUAACGUAUGCACCUUAAGCAUAUAGUGCACAAGUGCCAGGAGUCACAGCUUCAUGGUGAGAUAGAAACAUUUAGAUAAGACUUCUCAUUUAGAAACUUUCUUUGACAAAUGCACUACAGACAUGCACAAGCAAAUAUCUUCUUGGUCCAUUAGAAUUUCAUGUCAGUGUGCUGAAUGUCAAAAAUACAAGUGAACACAUGAACAGGGACAUUUUUUGACUGGAAUUGGAUUAAAUUGCCUCAGAAGAAUACUUGUAAAUACUGCAUGUGUGUCUAAUAAUACUUCAACAAUUUAUGAAUAACUGUAAAUCGUAACACAAACAUCAAAUGCAUGUACCGGGCUCCAUGUACUGAGCUUAUCCAUCCAGAGUUGAUUUGUGGAAGAUAUAUUUCUGAUAUAUAUUUCAUAUAGUGAUAUAUUUCACAUCAUGGUCUGUAAAUAUUUGUCUUUUAAGGUUACAAAACAAUUAUUUUGUGGUAUGUUUUUUGUGUAUUUUAUGUGCCAUUGUAAUUGCCAUUGGAAGACACUACUACUAAGGACAAAUGUGAUUUUCAAACGAGGUUUUUAAUCAUAUAUUAAAUGCACAUUGUGAAAAUUUCUGCAUCUAAAAUAAAUCUAAAAUACUGUAUGAAUACCUGCAUCAACAGAAUAUAAUGUGUUUCUUCCAGCACACUGUAUGAGUAAUAUAGGAAUGAUUUGAACACUUUUUCUUCUCCCAUAUUUUGUGGCUGAGAAACUUUCUCAACAACUGUAAUGUUGUAUUUUUUCAUGUUUGUUUUUGUAAUUAAACACGGUUUUCUAGUUAAAUUCAUGUAAAAUUGCUUUAUUUUACUGUGGUCUGAGAGGAGGAAAGGGUAGAAAUUGAGGGUAUUCAAACAGAAAAGGUGGCUUAACAAGGAUGUAGAGUCUCAAAAAGGAUGUUUCUGUCUUUUUGGUCUUUUAACCCAAGGCUUCUGGCUGGGUAUGUGAAAAUUGUAAGAGUGAGGAGGGAAAAAACACCAUAACACAAUGAUUUGUGUGAUGAUCGUACUCAAUGGGUCCUGCUGAUUGCUUCAGGCUGGGCAGGCUCAGGAUGGAAGCCUGCUCAGCAACACACCUGCAGCCAGGCACCCUUUAUAUGUCUGCACUCUCCAAGUGUCUGACGCCAGAUGAUUGCUUCUCAGAGAAUCGAUUCAACGCCUGUUUUGCGACCUGUGUGGUCUUGUCCUGUCUGGUCAGCACUCUUUUUGGAUUUACCUUCAGCCCGCCUUCCCGCCCUCCUCCCCAAGGACAUCUCAUUCAGCCACUGGACCUUUGGCACCUCCACCUGGACCGGGCAUACCCCUCCCAGCUCCCUGGUACCUUCACCCUCCC